Molecule: messenger RNA, 2895 nt
Organism: Candida tropicalis MYA-3404
Lineage: Eukaryota; Fungi; Ascomycota; Pichiomycetes; Serinales; Debaryomycetaceae
Exons: 1
Coding region: 1-2895 (964 amino acids)
Biological process (GO): cellular response to nitrosative stress; nitric oxide catabolic process
Cellular component (GO): intracellular anatomical structure
Molecular function (GO): FAD binding; heme binding; nitric oxide dioxygenase [NAD(P)H] activity
Source: RefSeq, a predicted model, not a curated record
AUGUCUGAAUUAUCAUUAAGUCCAUUUGAAAUUGAUCAAAUUCAAUCUUCUUGGAAUAGAAUUUCCAAUAAGAAUAAUUUUUAUAAUGAAUUAUAUUUAAAUUUAAUUGAAAAGAAUCCAAAUUUAGGUGAAAUUUUCAAUCAUGACGAAUCAGUAAUUACUCAUCAUGCUAAAACAUUUGGUGAUUGUUUUAAUUUUGUUGUUUCCAAUAUUGAAAAUGUUGAAAUUAUUGAAGAAUUCAUUUAUUCAUUUGUACAAGAAAACCAACGUUUUUCACAAAUGUCAACUAAAUAUUUAGAACCAAUGGGAAAUUCCUUAAUUUUAACAUUGAAACAAUUUUUAAGAAGUUAUUCAACAAGUGUAUUGGAAUUAACCUGGGUUAAGGUUUAUGUUUAUUUUGCUAAUUCAAUUUUACAAAAUGAAGAAGAAAUUGUUUCUGAAACAAGUUCACUUCUGGAUGAUUAUUAUGUUCCACCUUUAAAUCUUUCAAGAGAAAGAUCAACUACUAGUAGAAGACAAUCUGUUGAUACACUUCCUACUCCACCACCAAAGGAGAACUUUGAAAUUAAAUCAUCUCCAUUACCAUCACCACCACAUGAACAACCAGUUGAACCUCCUGUUAUUGGAUAUGAUAAUUCUAAACCAAAUCAAGUAUUGGAUAAAUUUAAUUCAAUUGAAAUUGAUUUGAAAUCAAAUGAUAAAUAUAAAGGUUUUAGAAGAUCAGUUGAUGUUGCUGCAUCUCCAGUUAAAGUUGCCAUUCCAACCACAAAUACAUUUCAAAAAACUUCUAGUCAUAUGUCUGCUACUUUACAAUUGACUUCACCACAAUCAAAUAUGUCUUCUUCAUUAAGAAGUAUUUUAGAUAAUGAGGAAGAUUACUUCAAAGGUUCUCCAAAACCUUCAUUUGAUCCAAGAAGAAGAAGAAAUGGUAAUACUAGUGGUUAUGCUUCUCCAAUCACUACUACUCCAUCAAGUCCAAGAGUACAAUCUAGUGCUUCAAGUUUUACUGAUAGAGCUUUUGAAUCUCCAAGAAUGGUUCCUUCUGCUGUUAUGUCUCCAAGAAUUGCUCAACAACAACAACAACAACAAGAAGAAACCGAUAAUGAAGAAUUUGUUACUCCAAGUCAUAGUAGAAGAGGUUCAUUUUCUGAAAGUAAUGGUUAUUCAACUAGUUCAUUAUUGGCUAAAUUGAAGAAAUUCCAAGAUCCAAUUGAUACAGCCGUUGAAGACGAUGAAGAGGAAAGUAAUUCUGAUAAUUUAUAUGAAGCACCUUCAUUUGAUCCAAGACAAUUGAGAAGAAGAAAUGGUGAUUUGAAUAAACCACCACAACAAGAACAACAUAGAAUUCCAUCUCCUGAUUCAUAUGAAUUUGAUGAACAAGAAGAAGAAGAUUUAUUUAUUAAUAAAAUUAAAUCUCAAUCUCCACCAAUAAAAGAACAAAAGGAGGAAUCUAAGAAACAAACUGUCCCUGAAAGAUCAUUAUCUAGAGGUGGUAUCACUGGUGGCACUUUUGAUUAUCAGUCAUUUGGUUUGAAAGGUUUAGCUCCAAUUGUGGAAGAUGAUGAUGUUUCAAGUAAAUAUGAAUCUGAUGGUGAAAUUAGUAAUGAUAAAUUGUCAACUAAAUCAAGUAAUCAAUCUUCUUCUGCUUCAUCAACUGAUGGUGAUUCAAAUUCAAGAACUUCAUCAUUGUCAUUACAUAAUUCUGACUAUAAAUCUUCAUUUGUUUCAAGUAAUGGAGAAACUGAUUCUUUGGGAUUGAAGAAUUCUUCUCAUCCAUCUCAUUUACGUAAUGAAGUUCAUUCAAGAGCUACUUCAGUUGCUACUGAUGAUUUCCAGUUUGCAAUGCCACAACAAAAAUCAACUAUUGGUCAUAGAAAGAAUAAUUCUAUUUAUUCAUUGGGUGCUAAAUCAUCGAUGUCUAUGAAUUCUGUUUCUUCCACUGGUAGAGCUUCAUUAGGAUUCAUGAGAUCUUCAUUUGUAUUGAAGAAGGAAAUUGAAACCCAAGGUUAUAAUCAUCCAGAAAAUGUUGUUAUGCCAGGACUGAUGUCUGUUCCAGUUAGUCCAUCAUUGAAUAAGAAAUCAUCUAAUGACUCAUUAAGACCUUCAAGAAAUUCAAUUUAUUUGAAUAAUAAAGCUAAUUCAGUUUCAAGUUUUGCUGGUUUAAGAAAUAAAUAUUCAGGUUAUGCAAUUGAUAAUAAUUCCCCAGAAGAUUCUUCUUAUGAUUUGCUUAAUUCAUUUUCUCAAUCUCCACCACCUGUUCCAUUGAAGGAUAAUUUAAGAACUUCACAUUAUAAAUAUCACGAUGAGCAACCAAAGAAAAAGAGUGGAUUAUUAGGUAGAAUAUCAUCUAUUUUUUCUUCUUCAAAAUCUUCUUCUUCAUCAUCAUCUACUAAAUCCUCACCAACUCAAUCAAGAAAGAACUCAGUUACUGUUGGUUCAACUCAAGAUUCAUUUGUUGGUGUUGGUAAUAUGUCAAACUCAAAUGGUCGUGAAAUGACUGCACGUGAAUUCUAUCAACAACAACAACAACAAAAGCUACCAGCUCCAUUAUUUGCCGGUGGUAAUAGUAGAAAUUGUUCAGUUUCUCAUAUUCCUCCAGUUAUUCAUAAAGUUGAAUCAAGUGGAUGUUCAAUUUCAAAUGUUAGUUCAAGAAAAGGUACUACACCAUCAAUAAGUGGUAGUCGUGGAGGUAAUUCAUCACAAGUUUAUGGAUAUAAAUAUGGAUCCAAUCAUGAUUUAAAUUCAGUUUAUACUAGUGAAACAAGUACUUCGGGAUUUUCAAUGUUGAAAAAUACUAACAAGAGUGAUGUUAAAUUUGUUCCUCCAUUAACUAGACAUACUAGAAAGGGUAACAAAUAUAAUGUUAAGAAGGUUCCUUAUAACAUUUGGAAAUAA